This is a messenger RNA of Recurvomyces mirabilis, 1425 nucleotides long. RefSeq lists its product as uncharacterized. Gene Ontology annotation, molecular function: iron ion binding; monooxygenase activity; heme binding. The transcript is spliced from 4 exons. The record is from RefSeq and is a predicted model, not a curated record. Lineage: Eukaryota; Fungi; Ascomycota; Dothideomycetes; Mycosphaerellales; Teratosphaeriaceae. The coding region runs from base 1 to 1425 and encodes 474 amino acids.
AUGGGUAAGUCGACGCUCGACCCACGCGGGACACAAUACUGCUCAGACCAGACUGUCAUUAAAAGACUGCGUAACCCACUACGCAAGGUCCCAGGACCAUGGUACGCAGGCUGGACAAACCUCCCUCUCAAACUAGCCGUGAUCUCAGGCCGACGAAUCCACCAUGUCCACGCUCUGCACCGGAAGUACGGCCCACUCGUCCGUAUCGCCCCCAACGAGAUCGCGGUCAACGACCUGAAGUCCUUCAAGCAGAUCCACGGCAUCAGUUCCGGGUUCUGCAAGGACAAAUGGUAUGCCUCCAGUGUCAUUUUAGACCGCGAAGGCGUCUUCAAUAUGGUCGAUACUAAGGCACACGCAUCGCGGCGGAGGCUUCUUGCUCGGCCGUUCAGCAAGACUUAUCUGCGGGAGCACUGGGAGGGUGAAGUGCGUGUGAAAGUCUCUUUCGCCAUUUCAGCCAUGAGCAAUGAGCUGCACUCGCGAGGAACGACAGAUGUACUCAAAUGGUGGACACUCAUGGCUUCUGAUAUCUCCAGCCAGCUGAUGUUUGGGGAUUCUUUCCACACUCUGGAACACGAAUACUCUAAAGGGAAGUGGUAUCGCAAACGAGCUCUCAAUAGUUGGGGCCGUCUUCCGCCGUCUUCCCAUCCAAGCUUCCAAGGAGCUUUUGGCAACGAUAUGUGGCUGCUGGACUACGGAAAGGCGGCCGUGCGUAAUAUGAAAGCUGCUGGAGGAGGGAAGAACGUCUUCGCUAAUAUCAUGGCUGAAGCUGAAAAGGGAGAAUCUAUUGAUGAUCUAGAUAUUCAGGUCGAGGCGACAAAUCUGAUCGUUGCGGGGACUGACACGACAGCUAUCACCUUGACGUAUCUGGUCUGGGCGGUCAUGUCCCAUACGCAGGUUCGGCGGCAGCUGGAGGAGGAGGUGCGAGCACUAUCUGAAGACUACAAGGAUGUAGACCUCGAACGUCUUCCAUACUUAAACGCGGUGCUUGAUGAGACUCUGCGGCUGUACGGCGCAGCACCAGGUGCUCUACCACGGGCUGUGCCACCAAGCGGAGCGACCUUGAAUGACUGUUUCCUGCCAGGAGGCACAACAGUAACGACACAAAGCUACAGCCUCCACCGUGAUCCAAACCUCUUUCCCUCACCAGAAAUUCUCAUGCCAGAACGAUGGACGAGCAAAGAUCAGCCAUACAGUAUCUCCGAAAACGGCAGGGCGGCAUAUUCGCCUUUCGGCGCUGGCAGCCGCACCUGUCUGGGUAUUCAUCUGGCGUAUCUCGAGCUCCGAUUGGCAGCAGUGGAAUUCUUCCGGAACGUUUCACACGAGGCAGUUCUUGCGCCGUCGGCCACGGAUGCGUGUAUGGAGCAAGAGAACUUCUUCUUGAUAGCACCGGCAGGGCACAAGUGUGAGAUUGCACUGAAGCAAUAG